Molecule: messenger RNA, 1981 nt
Organism: Linum tenue
Lineage: Eukaryota; Viridiplantae; Streptophyta; Magnoliopsida; Malpighiales; Linaceae
Source: the annotation of a GenBank genome assembly
CCUAACCAAAAAACGAAUUAACUAACUUAAUCACCUUCUCCCUCCUAUAUAAACAAAUCCCUUCUCAAUGUUCAACCCAAUCCAGGGCUGAAACAUCAUUGAGGGCCAGUGCUACACAUUUCCCCUCUCUUUGGCCCUCAGGCUCUGGGUUCUUCCAUCAUAUUAGGUAAAAAAAAUAAAAAGGUAAAAAAAAUAUAUUACUACCUCAGUAAUUAAGUAGCGCAAUAAAAAGCUCUUCACCUGCGUAAUUGUAUUAAGCAAGAGUUACUCUACACUAAUUAGCUAGCCUCCGAUGGGAGAAUCCGACGACAGCAGCAAGAGGAAGAUCGCCGUCCUCGGCGUCUCCACCUUGCUCCUCGUCGCCAUGGUCGUCGCCGUCACCGUGGGCAUCAACGAGACAGGCCCGGGCACCGGCGGCGACGGCGGCAAUGAGGAACACGCUGAGGUGUCCACGUCCAACAAGGCCGUGGCCGUCCUGUGCCAGCCCUCCACCUACAAGGAGACCUGCGAGAAGAGCCUGGCCAAGCCCGCGGAGAACAUCACCGACCCCAAGAAGCUGGUCCAGAUCGGGUUCGAGGUCGCGGCGGAGUCCCUCAGGGAGUCCCUGAAGAACUCCGCCACCCUGAAGGAGAUCGCCAAGGACCCCAUGGCGAAGCGCGGCCUCGAGCUCUGCGACGAGCUGCUCGAGACCGCGAUCGACGACCUCAAGAGGUCCGUCGACGAGCUGGGCUCGUUCGACAUGGCAAAGGCCUACGUGCACCUGGACAACCUCAAGACGUGGCUCGAGGCCACCAUCACGUUCCAAGAGAACUGCAAGGACGGGUUCGAUAACACCACGGGCCCCGCGGGGGACAAGAUGAGGGAGAUCCUCAAGACGUCCGGCGAGCUCACUAGCAAUGGGCUCGCCAUGGUUAAUGGGCUGGCUAAGUUCCUGGCUACGUUUGAGUUUAGCAGCAAGGCCCGCAAGCUCUUGCAGGCCCAGGCCCAGUCCGAGUUCCCUUCGUGGGUCGACCCGGCCCAGAGGAGACUCUUGGCGGCCGACCCGGCUGGUGUCCCUGCCGAUAUGGUUGUGGCCCAAGAUGGAAGUGGGCAGUACAAGAGUAUCAUGCAGGCCAUCAGCGCCAUCCCAAAGAAGCACAAAACCCCUUUCGUCAUUAAGGUCAAGGCCGGAGUUUACAAGGAGCAUGUCUUGAUCCCCAAGUAUGCUGACGGCAUUGUGAUGAUUGGUGAUGGCCCCACCAAAACUCGUGUCACCGGUAGCAAAAACUUCGCCGCCGGCGUCCAAACCUCCGACACCGCUACCUUCGCUGUAGUAGCACCAAACUUCGUAGCCCGCAACAUGGGUUUCGAGAACACGGCCGGACCGGAAGGCCACCAGGCCGUGGCCUACCGGUCCAGGUCCGACAACUCCGUCCUCUACAACUGCGCCUUCGACGGCUACCAGGACACGCUCUACGCCCAAGCCUACCGCCAGUUCUACCGCGACUGCACCAUCACGGGAACGAUCGACUUCGUCUUCGGCACCGCCACGACCGUGCUCCAGAACUGCAAGCUCAUCGUCCGCAAGCCGCUCCCCAACCAGGCGUGCAUCGUCACCGCCGAGGGCAAGAAGGACCCCAACGGCGACUCUGCAAUCGUCCUGCAAGGGUGUCACAUCACGCACACCAACAAGGCCUACUUGGGCAGGCCCUGGAAGGAGUACUCGACCACCAUUGUUAUGAACUCGAUUCUCGAUGACUUGAUUGCCCCCGAGGGUUGGUUGCCGUGGGUGGGCGAUUUCGGGUUGAAUACUCUGUUCUAUGCCGAGUUUGAGAACAAGGGGGCCGGUUCGGCUCAGGGCGGUCGGGUGACGUGGAAGGGUAUUAGGAAGUUGACCGCGGCUCAGGUUGAGACGUUUACGCCUGCGAAGCUUUACGUGGAAGGAGAUGAUUGGAUUAGAGCCGCUAAUGUGCCUUAUGUUGCUGGGUUUAUGAAAGCGUAA